Setaria italica (foxtail millet) is the source of this 844-nucleotide messenger RNA. RefSeq lists its product as uncharacterized. The transcript has a single exon. The record is from RefSeq and is a predicted model, not a curated record. Bases 95 to 406 code for a protein of 103 amino acids. Lineage: Eukaryota; Viridiplantae; Streptophyta; Magnoliopsida; Poales; Poaceae.
UCACUUGAGCUCGGCUCAAAUCAUCCAUCCCGUCCUCCGUCCUCUCUAGCUUCGACGCUCUAGUUCCAGCAACGCGCAUAGCAAAACCAAAGCCAUGGCGGCGGCAGCACAUCUCGCUUGCGCCUUCUUCUUCGACGCGGAGCCGCUGGGGGAGCCCGGGCGGCAUGCGCUGGACGCCUGCGCGCUCUGCUCCAAGCCGCUGUCCCGGAACAGCGACAUCUUCAUGUACAAGGGCGACACGCCCUUCUGCAGCGAGGACUGCCGCGACGAGCAGAUGCAGUUUGACGCCAUCCGGGCCAGGCAGGCCGCAAGGUCAUCAGCUGGCCGGCGGCAGCCCUACUCGUCGGGAACGGAGUCGCGGCGUGGGCACCAGGAGAGCAGGAAGGUGUCCGCGGUGGCAAGCUAAACAGCCGGACGCCGCGCGCACAUCCGGAGACCUGAUUAGCGAGGCGUGGUUUGACUCCAGAAGAUAUACGGGGAAACGUCGACCUGAUGGGGCACAAGGGAGAUCCGUUUCUCCGUCACGCUUUGCCCGGCCUGAGCAGAGCGGUGAUGGCCGUCCACGGCGGAGAAGGAUCCGUGAGAUGAUGGCAUGAGGCACUGGCCUUCUCAGCCAGCGCCUCCCGCUGCCCAGUGUCCAAUAACAGCUCCUUUGGGUUGGUUUUGUUCUAGUUCUAGAGUGCCGUGUACGGUGAUCAGUGUAUGAUCCAACCCGAUCACAACACCGUGAUGUACAUUUGGAAAGCUUGGUUCCAAAUUCCAAGCAAAUUUUUUGAGGAAAAAAUCAUGUAUCGAGGUGAAAUGAGUUUCGUCUGGAAAUAAAUUGCCAUGAGAUGUCGUGCUA